CAAUCUGGGCGAUGUGAGCUUAUGACACAAACAUGAAAUGUGAAGCGAUACAUGAUACAUGAAAUGCCACUGCAUGGUGCGGCAAAUCGCAGAGCGUGCACGACGGGAUAACCACUAGACGACUACAUCACUCUGCUAUCGUAAAUACAAGCCUGUGGUGCGCUCCAUAUCAAGCGCCAUCAUGAUUAUGAAGUAUGUCGAUUAUAAUGGGCGAGGAGCAGCUCAGCUGCUAAACGUGCCGCGGCUAAAUGAAGACAUUGUCCACUUGAUUUGUCAAGAUAUUGUCCUCAAAGAACGACCAAAGACUUGGCUGAGUGUCUCACGGGUCUGCAAGACCUGGCACGCCGCAGUCACUCCUCUACUAUACCGAAGAAUCGAUUUUGCAGCGAUCAAGAAUGAAGGAUCUUUUCACUACUUCAUGCGCACAAUCGCAGAGCAGCCACGGCGAGCUCAACAUGUGCUUGCAUUGAACUUUUCGCGGACACGGAUCCUAACCCCGCGCCCUGGCCAAGAGUCUCUCGAGGAACCAGUUUCGUGGGAUCUUGCUCUGAACGAAGUCAAUUCAUCGGCAGAGCUCCGACAACAAUUGGAGCAAAAUCUUAUGCGAAGAGGAGCUGCUGCCGACGCCGCCAAGAUAGCACUGUUAUUGCUGCUAUGCAUCAACUUGAGUCGCAUCGGUCUCACCGACGACCACCUGGUGAUCCCGCACUCGCCACUUUUCAAGGUGUUAGAGAUCGCCAAAUUGGGCUCUCCAUUGGUUCUAACAAAGCUUGUCUCGCUUGACUUGGAAGGGUCGGGACUCGUGCACGUAGAAAAGUUGGUACCGUUCUUUCAAUUACCGAACAUCAAACGCCUUGCCCUGUUCAAUAUUGCGGACGCAUCUACCAAGCUUCUGGGCGUCGCGUCCAGCCCAAUGAGCACUGUUCGCCGGUUUCAUUACAGUCCGAUGGCUGAAGAGCACCCAACGGCAUGGUACAACAACUAUCAACACAGACCGCUGCGCUCAGAGGUUCUGAAAGACAUCUUCAAAUAUCUGCCUUGUGUAGAGCACCUGAGUUUUUCACUUGAUUACCGUCAGGGUUUCUGGACAGACUUACUGAACGCUUUCCGCAAGCAUCGUCCGCCGCUGAAAAAUCUUGGAAUCGAUAUGAUAGGUCGAGGAGAGCUUGUCGGGAUCCCUAAUUUGCAAGACAUGCACUCACUCUUGGCGCUGCGCAUAAACUAUUACUGCUUGUUCGAUGGUAGCCCUGGCUAUAAUCCCGGUAUUCAAUCGGGACCGUUGUCGAGACGACAUCUCAGCGAGAUAUUGCCGUUGGAUCUCGAGUACCUGCACUGUGAUUCUGGUUCUAGUAUCACAAGGGGACAAGGCGGAACCACACCACAGACGACCAGGAGGCAUACUGAUCAGAUAUUACAGUUUCUCUCCGACCCGGAAUUCACGCGUCUACGAAGUGUUGUUGUUGAGAACCACCACUUUGGGGUCACAAACAAAGAACGACACCUGGUCCCGAAGAACAUAAAGGAGUGGGCCAAGAAUCAACCGUGGCACGUAUGGACUUGGCAGCACGGCAACAAUAGAUGGUAUCUCUGUUUCGAGAAGCAAUCUGUCUCCCGAGAGGACUUCUUUCAAGAAGGACGCAUGCCAUCAGGACCGUUCAUCUAUCCUUGAAAGCUUGCGUCGCAGAGGAAGUUUGCCCGCGUUGCAUACGUCGCUGAUGAUGCGCGAACAUCGCCAUUCGCGAUUAUUGUAUAAGCAAGCCCAUGAGU
Messenger RNA from Dissoconium aciculare CBS 342.82, 1767 nucleotides. RefSeq lists its product as uncharacterized. The record is from RefSeq and is a predicted model, not a curated record. The coding region runs from base 182 to 1669 and encodes 495 amino acids. NCBI's taxonomy places the organism in Eukaryota, Fungi, Ascomycota, Dothideomycetes, Mycosphaerellales, Dissoconiaceae. The transcript has a single exon.